Messenger RNA from Mauremys reevesii (Reeves's turtle), 3004 nucleotides. It is a transcript of the gene NRG1, whose product is annotated as neuregulin 1. The record is from RefSeq and is a predicted model, not a curated record. NCBI's taxonomy places the organism in Eukaryota, Metazoa, Chordata, Testudines, Geoemydidae. The coding region runs from base 438 to 2369 and encodes 643 amino acids. Gene Ontology annotation, biological process: animal organ development; cell differentiation; activation of transmembrane receptor protein tyrosine kinase activity. The transcript is spliced from 12 exons. Gene Ontology annotation, molecular function: chemorepellent activity; protein tyrosine kinase activator activity.
CCUCUGUCGGGUUCUGGCUGCUGCAGCCGCUCCUGCUCCUGCUCCUCCCCAUCCACCCACAAACACAGCCCUGUGCCCCGGACCUGUACAGGCUCCUCCCGGAGCAGCGUGCGGUGCCCGGGGCGGGCAUUAGUGAAGCGGGGGCAAAGAAACAUAGCAGAGAGGAGUUUCCCCAAACUUCCAGGAAGUCCUGGCGCCUUGUCCCAGGUGGCAGCAGCAGCAGCAGCGGCAGCCAGAGAGCAGAGGGGACACAGGGGAAGGGGCAGCAGAGAGAGAGGCGAACUUCCCCCACCAGCCGGCUCGCUUGCUGCUCCAGCCUGCGCGCAGCGAGGGGCAGGGGGCAGCCGGCGCGCCAGGGGCAGGCAGGGAGCGGGGCCCGGAGCUCAGCGGGGGAGAGGGGCGCAGCGUCCCCGGGCGCUAGGGCAGCACCCGCCGGGAUGGCCGAGAAGAAGCGAGAAGGCAAAGGGAGGAAAGGCAAGAAGGGCGGCAAAGGGGCUGGCAGGAAAGCGGAUCCCCAGGAGGGGGGCGCUGCGGCCGAACCUGUAGCAGCUGGGCCUCCCAAAUUGAAGGAGCUGAAAAACCAGGAGUCCGCUGUGGGCCAGAAGCUAGUGCUCAGGUGUGAAGCCAGUUCCGAAUACCCCGCUCUCAGAUUCAAAUGGCUAAAGAAUGGAAAAGAAAUAACCAAAAAAAACAAACCAGGAAAUGUCAAGAUCUCCAAAAAACAAAAGAAGUACUCGGAACUUCACAUUUCUAAAGCAUCGCUGGCAGACGCUGGGGAAUACACAUGCAAAGUGAGCAACAAACUAGGGAAUGACAGCACCAAAGCCAGCAUUACCAUCACGGACACCAAUGAACACUCCAGCAAGACACCCGUAUCAACAGAAGGAGCAAAAACUUCCUCACAGCCCGUGUUUGGGAUACAGGCAUCAACAGAACGAACUAAUGCCUCCUCCUCCACUUCUACAUCGACUACUGGCACCAGUCAUCUCACAAAAUGUGACGUAAAGCAGAAAGCCUUCUGUGUCAAUGGGGGAGAGUGUUACAUGGUCAAAGACCUUCCAAACCCCCCCAGAUAUUUGUGCAGGUGCCAACCUGGAUUCACUGGAGCAAGAUGUACUGACACUCUGCCCAUGAAAAUCCAAAACCCAGAAAAAGCAGAGGAACUAUACCAGAAAAGGGUCUUGACCAUAACUGGCAUCUGCAUUGCCCUCCUUGUAGUUGGCAUCAUGUGUGUUGUGGCCUACUGCAAAACCAAGAAGCAACGGAAAAAGUUGCAUGAUCGUCUUAGGCAGAGCCUUCGCUCUGAGCAGAACAACAUGGUGAACAUGGCUAAUGGGCCCCACCAUCCCAAUCCACCGCCCGAAAACGUCCAGCUGGUAAAUCAGUAUGUAUCUAAAAAUGUAAUAUCCAGUGAACACGUCAUUGAGAGAGAGACAGAGACGUCGUUUUCCACAAGUCACUACACCUCGACAACGCAUCACUCCACCACUGUCACCCAGACGCCCAGUCAUAGUUGGAGUAACGGUCAGACGGAAAGCAUUAUCUCGGAAAGCCACUCCGUGCUUGUGAGUUCUUCUGUAGAGAACAGCAGGCACACGAGCCCAGCAGGAGCCAGAGGACGCCUCAGUGGCAUAGGAGGUCCACGAGAUUGCAACAGCUUCCUGAGGCAUGCAAGAGAGACCCCUGACUCCUACCGAGAUUCGCCUCACAGCGAAAGGUAUGUAUCAGCUAUGACCACACCGGCUCGCAUGUCACCUGUUGAUUUCCACACUCCAAGUUCUCCAAAGUCCCCCCCUUCAGAAAUGUCUCCACCGGUAUCCAGCUUAACUGUAUCUGUCCCUUCUGUGGCGGUCAGUCCCUUUAUGGAAGAGGAGAGGCCUCUGCUUCUGGUGACGCCACCUCGGUUACGGGAGAAGUAUGACCAUCACAUUCAGCAGUUCAACUCCUUCCACCACAACCCCGCCCAUGAGAGCAACAGUCCACCACCUAGUCCUCUGAGGAUAGUAGAGGAUGAGGAAUAUGAGACCACACAGGAGUAUGAGCCAGCACAGGAGCCUCCAAAGAAACUAGUCAACAGCCGGAGGGCAAAAAGAACAAAGCCCAACGGCCACAUUUCCAACAGAUUAGAAGUGGACACCGACACAAGCUCUGAGAGCAGUAGCUCGGAGAGUGAAACAGAAGACGAAAGAAUAGGUGAGGAUACACCUUUCCUGAGCAUACAGAACCCCAUGGCAACCAGCCUAGAGGCAGCCACUGCAUACCGACUGGCUGACAGCAGGACUAACCCAACUAGCCGGUUCUCCACACAGGAAGAAUUACAAGCAAGGUUGUCCAGUGUAAUAGCUAAUCAAGACCCUAUUGCUGUAUAAAACAUAAACAAAAUGCAUAGAUUCACAUGUAAAACUUUAUUUUAUAUAAUGAAGUAUUCCACCUUUAAAUUAAACAAUUUAUUUUAUUUUAGCAAAUUCCACUAAUAGAAAACAGGAGGGGGAAAAAAACUUUUAUAAAUUAAAUAUAUGUAUGUACAAAUGUGUUAUGUGCCAUAUGUAGCAAUUUUUUACAGUAUUUCAAAAAUGAGAAAGAUAUCAAUGGUGCCUUUAUGUUAUAUUAUGUUGAGAGCAAGUUUUGUACUGUUACAGUAAUUGCUGUUCCAUGGUAUUUUGCAGAAUCUUCCGACCUUCAGUUCUCCUGGCUUUUUUGUGCAUUGCGUUAUGGUAACUGGAGGUCUGGUUUGCAAGAAUUGCAAAAGUCCCUAUGUUUGCUUGUAGUAGACUACCCCCCAAAUCAACAUACCCUGUGAUGAGAUACCCACCAACAAAACAAGACUGUUUUCUUCUAUAACAGGUUUUAUUUGCUUUCCGUAUCUGAAAUGAGUUGUAUCUGCUUUCUGCCAGCCAAAAGGUUUGCUUCAUUGGGCACUGGAAUAAUAGUACAUCCAAAGCAUGCUACUAUUAAUGACAGCAGGAUAACAAAAAUUGCAUUAAAUAAUGUUACAUAUUCGAAA